Molecule: messenger RNA, 189 nt
Organism: Saprolegnia parasitica CBS 223.65
Lineage: Eukaryota; Oomycota; Saprolegniomycetes; Saprolegniales; Saprolegniaceae
Exons: 2
Coding region: 1-189 (62 amino acids)
Source: RefSeq, a predicted model, not a curated record
AUGCACUUGACGACGCCGGUCGUACGUGGGACGAAGGCCGAGAUCGUCGUCUGGACGAAAAACGCUUUGGCUUCAGCAGAGUCGUCGCGGAUGGCGCACGUGGCUGGCUUUGGCACCUUGGCGCGGCCCGACUUUGCCGAGCUCUUGGUCUUCGCUGCGGCCCCACGUGCCAUCACAAGCGCAAAAUAG